CUGGACGAGGCCCCCAGGGAUCGCAUUCGCUGCUCCGUCAACGGCUGUGCCGCAUCAGCAUUCCCAGACACGGGAUCUGAUCUCAUGCUCGUGUCCGGGGACUUUGCCCGUCGCAACAACUUCACCAUCCACAGAGGGCAGAGGUACCAGCGGUCGAUUGAACUCAUUGACGGGUCGAUAAUUCGGACAGACGGCAUGGUCCUCAACGCCGAGAUGGAGUUUGAUGCACCGCCAAUGUCGUCGCCAAGGGAGCUCGAUUAUGACAGGUACCUGGAGUAUGCCAAUGGCCUCGCCACACUCACUAGCAAGGGAGGAGGGGGGCGUGCCGCGGCAACAAAGACAACCUUCGUUUGUGAUCUACAUGUCAUCGAGGACCUGCCCUGCGACAUUAUCCUCAGCAGCGAGUUCAUCUUCGACAACCAGGUCUUUUCUCGCUUCAACCACCUGUUCCAUUCGGAGGCCUCUCCCGCUCCCGCUUGCCUUCUCCAGGACUGUGAUACGCCUAGAAAGAUGAGCUUGAAUGAUUGUAUGUUGUUCAUGAGGAUGAAGCUGGCCAAGGGGUCGUGGUUUCCUUGGCGACGACCUGGACAACGACAAGAAUUGCCGGUAGAUGAUAACAGCGUUAUCCUCCGGCAACUCGAUCGGAGAUGGGAGGAAUUGUGGGACGCAGAGGAGCUCCGGAGAAACCAGAUGCAACUUUGGAUCGCAACACUACCGGAGCCUCAAAAGUCGAACGAACAGAGAGCUGAAAGUCAAAGGCAGCAAGAUUGGGACAAGAGUCACCCGCGUCCAUUACCCCGGACAGCAAGCUCGGUUCCCCUUUCAAAUUCGACUUUGGGGAGGCUAGGGUGAAUGCAGAGUAUACUCUCGGGGGUCUCUCCUUAUUUUGGAUGGAGCUUAGCUUAGAUCAUGACUAGAGGGCACCGUAUCAACGUGAGAGCGAUUUGUUGACGUUGAUAUUGUUCCUUGUUGCCCCACGACGAGCAUGCGUGUCGAAGGACCCGCUGCAGUGUCAAAUAAUCUCUCAAGCUGGCUUGUCCAGAUCAGAAAGCAAGAUUGGUUCGUGGGUUUC
Molecule: messenger RNA, 1072 nt
Organism: Canariomyces notabilis
Lineage: Eukaryota; Fungi; Ascomycota; Sordariomycetes; Sordariales; Chaetomiaceae
Exons: 2
Coding region: 85-852 (255 amino acids)
Source: RefSeq, a predicted model, not a curated record